This is a messenger RNA of Symbiodinium necroappetens, 2560 nucleotides long. Lineage: Eukaryota; Dinophyceae; Suessiales; Symbiodiniaceae. The record is from the annotation of a GenBank genome assembly.
AUGAACUUGCUUGCCUUCCGAUGUUGGCAAGAGCUGCCUGCCGAGCAGCAAAUCCAACGCCUGGAGCUUUGCUGCGCAGAAGUGUUGGACACAUUGCAGCGGGCAGCCCGCGAAGGUGUGCCGUGGCAGGUGAUUGUUGCUGGCAGCGGCCGGUUUGCGGAGGCUUGCUUCAGCGCUGCAGCCAGCAUGCUGCGCAGUGCCCAAUGUGAGCAGGAGCUUCAUGUGCAGGUCGUGCUGGUGGAGGCCAGUGGCUGGCGAGAGGUGGAGACUGCCCUCUCCGUGGUGAGCUUGCCGCCAGCUUCUGAAGAGCCCAUCUGCCGCGUGGUGGCCGGGACAGUGGAAGUACCUCGGCUGGAAAGGUGGCGUGCCGAGUUGGUGCAGGACGGUAGGAUCGGCGUUCGCAUCGGCGGCCGCUACGUGAUCACUGGUGGCAGUGGUGGAUUAGGAACAGCCUGUGCGCAGUGGCUCCUGAACCAAGGUGCCGGCUCCCUGAUACUUCUUUCCCGCAGGCGCCCGGCCAUAUGUGAUGGAGCUUGCCCGGCCGAGUGGUUUGAAUGCGACGUCUCCUUGCCUUCGGCUUUGCAAGAGGCCAUAAACCAGAUACGGACAGGGGGCCCCGUACAUGGCAUCAUCCACGCCGCGGGGGUGCUCGCCGACAAGCUGCUGGCAGAACAGACACCAGAAGAUCUCCAUUCCUGCAUGGCCUGCAAGAUCGUCCCCGCUUUGCUCCUGCCGCAGCUCGAGUGCGAGGAUUGGAUUGUGAAUUUUAGCUCCGUGAGCUCUGUCUUGGGGAGUGCCGGGCAAGUUGCCUACAGUGCCGCCAACGGCUGCCUCGAUGGGUUGGGCCAGGCAGCUCCCGAUCGUGCUCCACUUGUGCUGACGAUCCAGUGGGGCCCAUGGGCGGAAGGCAUGGCCUUUCGCACGGAAGGUGCUUUGCAACAUGCUGCAAAGAGGGGUUGGACCCCCUUUACUCGAAACUCCGGCCUAGGAGUCCUCGACCUGUUGCUUCGCUGUGGUGCGCAGGGGACUACUUGUGCGCUGCACGAUGGCGAGUGUGGUGCUGGUGGUGAUUGUGAAGGUGAGCCCAGCGAAGUGGUACAAGAACCGCGGGCCUCAUCAGCUUCACCCUCCAUGAAGCCGUCGGCAGUGGAAGCAUCUUACGAGGAAGUGCUGGGCAGGGUGCGGAGGGUUGUUGCACAGACGGCGGAAGAUGACACUUCCGACACAAGCCCCUUGCAUGAGGCCUUGACUUCCCUCAGUCUUACGGAGCUCAGACAUCAUCUAAAGGAAGAGUUCAGGAUGGAUUUUCCCCAAACAUUGAUCUUCUCAUUUCCGACAGUGAAAGAGAUCGCCGGUUACAUCAGUGGAGAGUUGAAAGACCCCUGGGUUGAGCUCAGAAGUUCUCAUACAGCUGGCAUGGUCUUGUUCCUUGUGGGCGGUGCUGCCGCUGACGUGCAGAAGUCCUUUGGCGAUUUUGCCGAAGGGUAUAGUGGUCGAGUCUUUGCAGCUAUGCCCCCAAGAGCAAGAGACAUGACAAUGGACCGAGUCCUUGAGGAGCUUGGACCGUCCCUGGAGCGAAGACUCCGAGACUUGAAGGAGCCUUUCGCGAUAGGUGGCCUGUCCUUCGGGGCCACGGUGGCCAUGGAGCUAGCCAGACGCUGGGCUGAUGCAGCCCGGUAUGUUGUGCUGCUUGACCCACGCAACAUACCUCCCUACAGCCUGCCUGCAGCUUCUCUUCGUGAGCCACUGUGGUACGAACGUAUCUGCAUCGGUUUGGAGGCAUGCACCCUUCCGAUGCCUGCAGUCCAUGUCUGCGCAAGCACGGCGUCCCGACACAAUGAUGGCUUCAAGGCGAGUGCAUCUCAAGGUUUCCAGCGGGACGCUGAAGUCCAUGAUCGGCUCGAGAAGAUCUUCAAGCAGGCCAUCUUGCCUGUCCCGACAAAUGCGGACCACUUUGAAUUCCUAGAUGGUGAGAGUGCCUGCGAGCUUGCAGAGAAAAUUGUGGAGGUCAUGAAGCUCGAAGAGCUCAACGAAGCAGAGGAGAACAUUCCAGGUUGUCAGAGGCCUAACAUGUGGGCAGAAGUUGCAGGCUUCGCGUGCAACUUUCCAGCAGGACAACAGGGAUUCGAUGCUGUCCUCCAGUCUUUGCUUCGCGGCAGUGACGGUGUCUCAACAGUCCCCUUCUCCAGACUGGACUUGGAUGUAAGCUCCGUGUACACCACUCACGCGGCUUGCAUCCCGGAAGUGGAGUUCUUUGACCAUGAGAGCUUUAAGAUCAAGAUCCCUGAGGCCCAGGCUAUGGACCCACAGCAGCGUGUACUCUUGGAGCAAUCAGCCGUGGCCUUGGGCUCAUUGCGCACGCGUGAUCACCCGCUUAGCUUCGGAGUUUGGAUCGGUCAGGCGAACCAUGACUGGCUCUGCCGGAGUUGGCAGAGUAAUUCGCCCUUUGCAGCCGGGGGUGCUUCGCCGUCCAUUUCUGCAAACAGGCUUAGCUACAUCUUCCGGCUCCUCGGCCUGUUCUUCCAGCUUAGUGGCGCUCUGCAUGGCUCGGGAUGCAGGG